AUGGCUUCCAACAGAGUUUCUCUCGAAUCCAUUAUCUUCUUCAUCAACUUCUUCUUCUUCCUGCUUAUUGUAACCACUGGUCCUCUAUUGUUCUGCCAAGCCGUCACGAAAACAAUGGUCCCCGAAAACGUCACAGUUAGCAGUGCAGCUUAUUCAGCGGUUCUCAUAUUUGGGGACUCCAUUCUCGAUACAGGAAACAACAACUACAUCGAAACUUUGGUUAAGUCCAAUUUCCAUCCCUACGGAGAGGAUUUCCCUGGAGGAUUACCCACCGGCCGAUUCUCCAAUGGGAGGCUUAUUUCGGACUUCAUAGGUGAAAAUUUGGGAAUCAAAGCUUCUUUACCGCCUUAUCUUGAUCCGAAUCUCCAAGUUGAAGAUCUUGUCACCGGAGUGUGUUUUGCUUCUGCUGGCUCCGGUUAUGAUCCCGAAACGCCAAUGUUAACCUCAUCUGUUCCAUCGAUUCCGAACCAACUCAACCUCUUUCGACAAUACAUGGCAAAGCUGAGAACUCUAGUCGGAGAGCAGAAAUCAAAAGCCAUCAUAGAGAACAGUCUUUACGUAAUAUCAGCCGGCAACAAUGACGUCGGAGCUACCUAUUUUCUGGCCAGGAGAAAGUCGUCGGACAUGGAUUCAUACGCCAACUUUCUCGUCGGCCAGGCUUCCACGUUUAUCAGGCAAUUGCACGGUCUAGGAGCUCGCAAGAUCGCCCACCUGAGUACGAUAGUGACUGGAUGUGUCCCCGCCUCCAGAACUGUAUUCGGCGGGAUUGGAAGGCCGUGUUUCGAGGAGUCCAACGAUUUGGCGAUCAUGUUCAACGAGAAGCUUGGCUAUGAACUCGAACGCUUGAGGGACGACGCUCGUUUUCCUAACUUGAGCACCACGUUUCUGGACGUGUACACUCCUUUGUUCGACAUCAUUCAGCGUCCUGAGAAUUACGGGUUUGUUGAUGUGAAGGAUGGGUGCUGUGGGACAGGGGAGCUAGAGUUUGCGGUUCUUUGCAACCAUUUGAGCUCGACGUGUACCAAUGCUUCAAAUUACAUAUUUUGGGAUAGUGUUCAUCUCACAGAGAAGGCCUAUAAAAUCUUGACAUCCAAAAUAAUGAAAGAUAUAAAUAAACUUCAAAAUGAAAUAAAAUGCUAA
Linum trigynum is the source of this 1140-nucleotide messenger RNA. NCBI's taxonomy places the organism in Eukaryota, Viridiplantae, Streptophyta, Magnoliopsida, Malpighiales, Linaceae. The record is from the annotation of a GenBank genome assembly.